This is a messenger RNA of Lolium perenne, 2542 nucleotides long. RefSeq lists its product as uncharacterized. The record is from RefSeq and is a predicted model, not a curated record. Lineage: Eukaryota; Viridiplantae; Streptophyta; Magnoliopsida; Poales; Poaceae.
GACCUCAUUCCCUCCAGCUAGCCUCUCGAAGCGGGGAGCCCCGGAGCGGGAACAAGGCGCGGGCGCGUGCUGCUCGCGCACCGGCGGCGAUGGCGUCGGCGGGUGGUGGUGAGCCCGGCGUCGCGGGUGGCGUCGGGGCGCGCUCGGCUCCGUCUCCGCGGCCUCCCUGCGCAGCAUCCCGGCGUGCGGUCGCUGCGUACGGCGACGGUGACGGCGACGGGGACGGGGGCGACCUCCCCGAGGUAUUCGAGCGGCUCCACGCCGACGUCCAUGUGGACUUGGUGUCCGCAGCACGCUGCGUCGGCGCGAGUUCGUCUCCGCCUCCGCCUCGCUGCGCCGCUUCCCCGCUGGCCCUCCUUCCGCUCCAUGGCCACGGAGUCGGAGAGCUGCGAGUCUCCCUCCGCGAGGUGUUCGAGUGGCUGGUCGACAGCGGCUACGUGGAGUCCGUCGCGUCACGCGUCGGCGCGAGCUCGUCUUCGCGUCUGCCUCGCCCUCGCCGCGCCGCUUCCCCUCCCGCUCUCCUCCCGACCCAUGGCCACGGAGGCGGAGGCCUGCGACUGCGAGUCUCCCUCCGCGAGGUGUUCGAGUGGCUGGUUGCCAACGGCGUGGAGCCCGUCGCGUCCUGCGUCGGCGCGAGCUCGUCUUCGCGUCCGCCUCGCUGCGCCGCUUACCCGCCUGCUCUCCUCCCGUCCGAUGGCCACGGAGGCGGAGACCUGCGACUGCGAGUCUCCCUCCGCGAGGUGUUCGAGUGGCUGGUCGUCAACGGGUACGGGUACGUGGGCGUGGCGUCGGCAGCGUCUGGCGUCGCCGCGGGGUGGCCAACAUUGCCGCCUCAAUGCGCCGCGCCCCCGUCUGCGGUCGAUGCGUCGGGUGGCCACGGCGGCGGAGACCUCCGGGACCCCCUCCGCGACUUCCUCGAGCGGCUUGUCGCCGAAGGCUACGUGCACCUGGCGUCGCCAGCGUUCCUCUGCCCUUUCCGCUCCUGCACCAUCAACAUCGGCCGGCUUGCGAGUUAUCUGAUGAAUCUGAAUGCUCAACACUCGAAUAUGCUGCUUAUCAAUCAGAAGAACACGACAGAAGCAUAUUACCCUCAAGGGCAAUCAGUUUUCCAUCAGCAUCAUCCCAGGAUUCAAGAGCUCAAUGUGGAUGGGACAAACUUCAAUGUAUAUGAAGAAGCAGAUGAUCUUAGUGACGCUCUUGCUCUUUUUAUCGCCAAGCCCAAGCUCUUUGCUCAGCCAUCUCUUCUGCUUCCUGAAAUUGGGCUGAAGAGCCAAAUCUAUGCAACAACAGACGUCAUGUCAGCUAUUAGGGAAUUUGAUCAUGCCACUAAUCCUCAAUUUAUUGAUUCAUGCACAAGCGCACCUCAGUUUUGCUUAACUGCAGCUAACAUGUCUAGAGGAAGCCAGUUUGGUCUUUUGCACCAUGAGCAUGGAACUAGCACAGAUCGAUGGAUGACACACGAGGUCUUGACUUGCCGUCAAUGUGAAAUUUCUGCAGCAACAAUUCAAUAUUUGUUUCAUUGGAAUUCUAUUCUUGAGCAGAAACUGGAAGAGUUAUCUCAGCAUAAUAUUGCAGCCGUUCAAGAUAGAAGCAUAAGUGCACAUGACAUUGGGCCACUAAAAGCUGAGGCAGUGCAUGAUUCUGUUAGAAACUUGAAGGAGGGGGAAAAUGUAAGGGAGAAGUCCAAAAAAGAAACAAGUGGAGGCAAUGCACCAGAACCUGAUUCAGCGCCAAAUUCUGAUACAGGAUCAGCAGGAGUCUUCCAGGAGGAGAAGUUAAUGGAAAAAUUCAACAAGAUGCUUGUCGACUGUGUAUUCUUCGCUAUGCCACAAGUUUUGAUAUUUUUCCCGAGGUAUCAAGUUUCUGAAGAGAAAUCGGAUCAGCGGUUAAGCUUGAUGGCUAUUAUUCAGCACACAAAUAAUCAAAGCAAUGAGAAGGUUGCCGUUGUAUUAUUUUUUGUGAUAUUUGUGAGCGUAUGGUUGCUGGGCUUGGUUUUGUCUUUGUUUGGUCACGGAAGAAGAUGUACAGCAGCGGUUUCUAUGCUAACUCUAUGGACGGUUGGUUCAACGGUUGCUUUCAUAGAUUACAUGCUUUGCAAAUGCUUGCCAGAGGAUAAUCUUUUCACAUGGUUAUUUUGGGGCCAUUGGGCAGCAAUGUUUGUUGGCAUAGCGUACAUAUGGUUUGCAUAUGUAGGCGUACCAAAGUUUCCAUCAGUCCGGCUUCCUAGGUGUCAGCCUAUCUCUGUACGUGUCCCAAAGCUUCCACCAGUUCAGUUUCCUAGUUGUCAGCGUGUCUUCAAUCUGUUCAGAGGAUGGCGCCACAGUCUAGCGCCUGCUGUUGUACAUGAUGCUCAAGCGGAGGAUGAGUUGCAGCGGGCUUUGCUACCAGUUUGAUAAGGCAGCCUGUGAUCGGUGACUUGUUCCAUCAACAUUUGAUAGCUGUCUUUUCUGCGAUGUGGACAUAAACAUGAUGAUGUUUCGGUGAUACACUCACAGCCCUGAGUAUCAGUGUGGAUAUAAACAUGACAUGAUGCUACUCUGCA